Antrostomus carolinensis (chuck-will's-widow) is the source of this 552-nucleotide messenger RNA. Its product is annotated as protein VAC14 homolog. Gene Ontology annotation, cellular component: PAS complex; endosome membrane. The record is from RefSeq and is a predicted model, not a curated record. Gene Ontology annotation, biological process: phosphatidylinositol biosynthetic process. The transcript has 4 exons. NCBI's taxonomy places the organism in Eukaryota, Metazoa, Chordata, Aves, Caprimulgiformes, Caprimulgidae. Bases 1 to 552 code for a protein of 183 amino acids.
AUGGCAGACAUACUGCUUCGGGAAGAGGACCUCAAGUUCGCCUCUACCAUGGUCCACACCCUGAACACCAUCCUGCUGACAUCCUCUGAGCUCUUCCAGCUGAGGAACCAACUGAAGGACCUGAGGACCCCGGUAACAUCCUUAACGGCCCCAUCCAGCGGGGAUCUGGAGGUCACCGUGGAUUUCCUCACCGAGGUGGACAAGCUGGUGCAGCUCAUCGAGUGUCCCAUCUUCACGUAUCUCCGCCUGCAGCUGCUGGACGUGAAGAACAACCCCUACCUGAUCAAGGCUCUCUAUGGGCUGCUGAUGCUGCUGCCCCAGAGCAGCGCCUUCCAGCUCCUCUCCCACCGCCUCCAGUGCGUGCCCAACCCCGAGCUCAUGCAGACCGCGGACAGCACCAAACCCAGCACUGGCUUCAAGAGAGUGACAUCCUCCAACAUCGACUACACGGAGCUGCUACAACACUUUGAGAAGGUCCAAAACAAGCACUUGGAAGCGCGGCAUCAACGAGCUGGGCGAGCGGAGCAGCUGGAUCGGCGAGUGGUUCUCUGA